CUUCCAGACUAAAUUCCAAUUGCUUCCACACAUUUUUGUACUCCUGUCCUGUUGAAUUCUUAAUCGGAUCGUACAAUGAGUACGAAUGGUAUUUAUGCAUUGCUCUCCGAGUUUGGGAUCCAAACGACCAAUGGCUGGGAUGCUUCGAAUGGGUCUAAACUGCACAUGCGUAACGAGUUGAUAGCCCUGCUUGAACUGUCUGAUACGGUUGAUUUGGAUGCUGGUCCAGCUGAUGGAUUCAAUGUCCUUUUGGCAUCCCUUGUCGUUGAGCGGCUUCUCCAAUUCCGCGAGCUGGUUACCAGUUACGACGCUUGUCUGUCGCAAAAAUCUACAUCACCGCGCCGCCGACAUCUUUUACUUCAAAUCCACAAAUGCGCAGUGCGUUCCAUCACGUUACUGGCCAAACUCAUUAUGGCUGUUUCCUCUUCAAACUUGUCCCGUGACAAGAUCAAAUCACAGUUGGAUAUCAUCUUGAUCAUUCUUCGAAUGGAAACUUCGAAGGUAGCUUCUUCAACCCACCACAUCUAUGGCUUCGACGCGACAUCAUCAAAAUUGGGACCUAUGACGCAGUGGUGUUUAAGCACUGAUGGCUCCGACGCAUAUUUCGAAUAUUGUGGUCAGCUCGGAUCAAGGUGGUUUUUGGAGGAAAGAACUCCCCUGAUAGGGAUAUUGUACUUCACUCUGCCAAGAGGUGGUGUCCAAUUCUCAUCCCAUCAGUGCAUCAGUAAGCCGUACGGAUUCCAUGGUAAAUGUACCACUCAGACAGGUAACACAGAAGGCACCAACGAUGCAGUGAUUCAUGACGAUCCUUACAACGCUGUAAUUCCGUACAGCGAGUUACAGCAACUGGUUUUUGCGCAACUUGACCAAGCGGAACCAGACAAAACCGGCGCUGACACAUCCGUUUCUUCAAAAUGGCAACGAGCUUAUGAAGUUAGUGGAGUUCUGGACAUCCUUCGAACUGUUUCUGCCACAGUAAGGCACCCCACCGUCCAACAUACGCUGUCUACUUUUACGGCUCACCCGGUCGGAUUUGGUUCCAGUGAUCCCCUCUCAGAGUCGCUGCUGUCAGAAGUAAAGGCCCAUUUGCUGGAAAUGCGUGGGUUGCAUUCGCAAUGGUCCAACCAAUCUGACCCAUCGGUGACGCGCACCUUAAGCAACAGGUCCUUAGUGACGAUGCACCGGUCCACCACUAGAGAAGUGAUCAAGCUAUCCACUCCGCCACCAGAUCAGAAGCGGGUGCCCUUUACCCUGGAGGAAUCUCUUGCACUGUGGCAAGGCUUUCUUGAACAUCGGGACGCAGUGGAUUGUUGGGUACGUGUAUGGAGACAGUCUUUCCGACGAAGUGGGCGCAGGCCAGUGGACCUCAAAGACCGCUGGCGUGUGAUCCAACGCAGCGCGACACUUAACCGAACAAUUGCUGAGGCGUAUGAACGAUGGAAGUCUGAGAAGGAGUGCAACAACAGGGUCCCUACUUUGAUUAUUGUACGUUCAUCCUGA
Opisthorchis viverrini is the source of this 1500-nucleotide messenger RNA. RefSeq lists its product as hypothetical. The transcript has 8 exons. NCBI's taxonomy places the organism in Eukaryota, Metazoa, Platyhelminthes, Trematoda, Opisthorchiida, Opisthorchiidae. The record is from RefSeq and is a predicted model, not a curated record. Bases 76 to 1500 code for a protein of 474 amino acids.